Molecule: messenger RNA, 2574 nt
Organism: Argiope bruennichi
Lineage: Eukaryota; Metazoa; Arthropoda; Arachnida; Araneae; Araneidae
Product: angiotensin-converting enzyme-like
Exons: 13
Coding region: 1-2574 (857 amino acids)
Biological process (GO): proteolysis
Cellular component (GO): plasma membrane
Molecular function (GO): metallopeptidase activity; peptidyl-dipeptidase activity
Source: RefSeq, a predicted model, not a curated record
AUGAAGCAAGCCGUAGAGUUCAUGAUGAAAGCAGACGAGGCGCUUAGAAAGUUGAGUUCUGCAUCAGCGUAUGCGGAUUGGAAUUGGAAAGUGAACCUCACGGAUCAUAACCGCGAAAUAAAGGAUAACACUUCGGAUGAAGCAACCGAAUACUUAAAGAAAAUAUAUGAUGUUGCUCGCAAUUAUUCAUGGCAGUCUUACAGAGAAAAAAAUUACACUUUGUUCCGGUGGUUCGAGUUGGUGGCCAAGGGACUGGCACAAGGAGCUCCUGGAUUAUAUUCUUCAAAGCAAAAAAUUGCAGAUCCGUAUUCAAAGAUGUCGGAAAUUUUUGGCAAAGCUAAAGUUUGCCCACCUGAAGGAUCAACAGGGAAAUGUGUUAGUGAUGUGGAAAAAGUAUUUGAAACUACCAGAGAUCCAAAGAUACUAAAACAUUUCUGGUUGGAAUUCAGAAAACAAACUGGAGAAAAGUAUAAAGAUCUUUUUUUAGAAGCCAUAAAAGAGGAAAAUACUGAUGCAAACGAUUUUGGAUACAAAAACAUGGCGCAACUUAAUACAGCUCGGUAUGAAGAUAAAGAUUUCCUGAAAAAUAUGGCCGAAGAAAUGAAAAAAAUUCAACCCUUUUACAAGCAAAUACACGCAUACGUAAGGAAGAAAUUAAAAAUGCAUUAUAAACGUGAAAAUAUCAAAAGCGAUGGGCCUAUUCCAGCUCAUCUUCUUGGCGAUAUGUACGCUCAGCAAUGGAGUAACAUCUUUAAUAUUGUGAAGCCAUAUCCGGGUUAUAGUGGACGCCCUAACGUAACCAAAGCUAUGCACAAGAAGAAAUUAGCACCGAUCGAUAUGUUCAUAAUUGCGGAGAAAUUUUUCACAUCAAUCGGUCUGAAAGCAAUGACACCUCGGUUUUGGCACUUUUCUAUGAUAGAGAAACCAGUGGGAAAGGACGCAGAUUGCCAUGGUGCAUCUUAUGACUUCUACGAAAAAGAAGACUACAGGAUCGGAGUGUGUUCCCAAGUGAACGCAUUUGAUCUAGACGUUAUCCAUCAUGAAAUGGGUCAUAUCGAAUAUUUCAUGCAUUAUAGUCAUCUACCUUUUCUGUUUCGGGAUUCUGCUAAUCCAGGAUUUCACGAAGCUAUAGGCGAUGCUAUAUUACUCUCUUCCAUGACACCUACUUAUUUAACAAAAAUUGGCCUCCUAAAAAGGAAUAAUGUCAGAAAAAGAUAUGAAUCCACUAUUAACUAUCUAAUGCAGACGGCUUUAAACUAUGCUGUGACACUUCCUUAUGACUACAUAAUAGAUUACUGGAGAAAUAAAGUGUACGAAAGAAUUAUUAAGGAUACAGAAUUGAACAAGAAGUAUUGGCUGUAUAGGUAUCAGUUUCAAGGUGUUUGCCCGCCUACCAGAAGAACAGAGAAAAAUUUUGAUAUUGGUGCAAAAUGGCACAUUGCAGGUGGUGUAGAAUAUUUCAGGUAUUACGUGGCAAACAUAUUUCAAUUUCAGAUUCACAAAAUUCUUUGUGAAAAAGCUAACCACACUGGACCUCUGCAUGAGUGUAAUAUUUAUAAAAACAAAAAAGCUGGACAAGCAUUUGCGAAAUUUCUGUCCCAAGGAAAGUCAAAGCAUUGGAAAAUAUUGUUACGGUCAUUUUCAGAUGGAAAAUUUACAAAAUUAGAUGCUUCUGCAAUGUUGGAAUACUUCGAGCCUCUUAUGAAGUGGCUGAAGAAAAAGAAUGCGAGGGAAUACAUUGGAUGGAAAAGUGACGAUCCAAUGUCUUGUCCUGGAGAUGAAGAAGGUUCAAAAGGUGGUAGCGACACUACAGAUCCUACGACCAAAGGUUCUAUCACAACAAACUUUCCCAGAGGAACCUCUUCCACAAGUGUCCCUCCCACUGUAGUCUCUUCCACAAGUGUCCCACCCACUGUAGCCUCUUCCACAAGUGUCCCACCCACUGUGGCCUCUUCCACAGGUGUCCCACCCACUGUGGCCUCUUCCACAAGUGUCCCACCCACUGUGGCCUCUUCCACAAGUGUCCCACCCACUGUAGCCUCUUCCACAAGUGUCCCUCCCACUGUAGCCUCUUCCACAAGUGUCCCUCCCACUGUAGCCUCUUCCACAAGUGUCCCACCCACUGUGGCCUUUUCCACAAGUGUCCCACCCACUGUGGCCUCUCCCACAAGUGUCCCACCCACUGUGGCCUCUUCCACAAGUGUCCCACUCACUGUCGCCUCUUCCACAAGUGUCCCUCCCACUGUAGCCUCUUCCACAAGUGUCCCUCCCACUGUAGCCUCUUCCACAAGUGUCCCACCCACUGUAGCCUCUUCCACAAGUGUCCCACCCACUGUGGCCUCUUCCACAAGUGUCCCACCCACUGUGGCCUCUUCCACAAAUGUCCCACCCACUGUGGCCUCUUCCACAAGUGCCCCACCCACUGUAGAUUCUUCCACAAGUGUCCCUCCCACUGUAGCCUCUUCCACAAGUGUCCCACCCACUGUAGACUCUUCCACAAGUGUCCCAAACACUGUAGCCUCUUCCACAAGUGUCCAACCCACUGUAUCCUCUCCCACAACAGUUCAAGCUUAA